This is a messenger RNA of Aspergillus heteromorphus CBS 117.55, 2074 nucleotides long. Its product is annotated as cytochrome P450. The transcript is spliced from 4 exons. Gene Ontology annotation, biological process: sterol metabolic process. NCBI's taxonomy places the organism in Eukaryota, Fungi, Ascomycota, Eurotiomycetes, Eurotiales, Aspergillaceae. Bases 335 to 1924 code for a protein of 529 amino acids. Gene Ontology annotation, molecular function: oxidoreductase activity, acting on paired donors, with incorporation or reduction of molecular oxygen; iron ion binding; monooxygenase activity. The record is from RefSeq and is a predicted model, not a curated record.
UGCAUUGUUUGUUGUUGUUGUUGUGAAUCCGGACGAGAAACCUCUUAUCAAUUAUCGACAAGGGCUAUCAAUUGAUUGAUCUUGAACAGUGGCCGAGCUCGAGCCCCAUCCAUCGCCUUCAUUUAGGGCCUGCGACGCGCGCGCCUUCACGAACAGGGUCUGGAAGCCCGAAGGAAUCACUAACUAAUCAGGGGCGGCGCGUCCUCUGUCCGAGCGAGCCAUUGAAGAAAACCGUUCUCGUCUGACUGACUUCCUUUUUCUCUCUUCUGUAUUUUCCCCCCUCCUCCCGUCACUCGAUCGGCCACCUCCGCAUCUGACAGCUGGAAUCGGCGAGAUGGACAACUCCGCCUUCGCCUCCCCGAUGGCCAUCCCUCUCCGUCUCGAGCCGCUCGUCAACGCCGUCACCAAUGCUGGGCCGUGGACCAUCGCGCUCACCAUUCUGGCGGUCCUCGUGGCCUAUGACCAGAUCACGUACCUCUCCAACAAAGGCAACAUCGUGGGCCCGGCCUUCAAGGAGCCCUUCAUCGGCCCGUUCCUGCAAUCCGUGAACCCCAAAUUCGAGGAAUAUUACGCCAAAUGGAUGAGCGGCCCGCUGAGCUGCGUCUCCGUCUUCCACAAAUUCGUCGUCAUCGCCUCCACCCGCGACAUGGCGCGCAAGGUCUUCAACUCACCCACGUACGUCAAACCCUGCGUCGUGGAUGUGGCACACAAACUGCUGGGACACGACAACUUCGUCUUCCUGGACGGCAAACCACACGUCGACUUCCGCAAGGGCCUGAACGGGCUGUUCACGCGCAAAGCCCUACAAUCGUACCUCCCGGGCCAAGAGACCGUCUACAACCAAUACUUCCGGCGGUUCCUGCAAGUCACCCAGGACGCCUCGGGGCAGCCGGUGCCCUUCAUGGCCGAGUUCCGCGAGAUCAUGUGCGCCGUGUCGCUGCGCACCUUCUGCGGGCACUACAUCUCCGACGAGGCCGUCAAGAAGAUCGCCGACGACUACUACCUCAUCACCGAGGCGCUCGAGCUGGUCAACUUCCCCCUCAUCCUCCCGUUCACCAAGACCUGGUACGGCAAGAAGGCCAGCGACCUCGUCCUGGCCGAGUUCGCCAACGCCUCCGCCAAAAGCAAAGCCAAUAUGGCUGCCGGCGCCGAACCAACCUGCAUCAUGGACGCGUGGAUCAAAAACAUCCUCGCGUCACAGGAAUGGGUCCGCGCGGAGGCGAACGGCCUGUCCACCGAACAUCUCGAGAAACCCUCCCCCCUGCUGCGCGAGUUCUCCGACUACGAAAUCGCCCAGACGGUCUUCGCCUUCCUCUUCGCUUCGCAGGACGCCACCAGCAGCGCAGCCACCUGGCUCUUCCAAACCAUGGCCCAGCGCCCGGACGUCCUGGACCGCGUGCGUGAGGAGAACUAUCGCACUCGGAACGGCGACAUCCACGCCGCCGUCGAUCUCGAUCAGCUCGAAUCCAUGACUUACACCCGCGCAGUCGUCAAGGAACUCCUCCGCUACCGGCCCCCCGUCCUCAUGGCCCCGUAUAUGGCGAAGCGUCCGUUCCCGAUCACGGACUCGUACACCGUCCCCAAGGGCGCAAUGAUAAUCCCAACAACCUACCUCUCCCUCCGCGACCCGACCGUGUACCCGGACCCCGACACCUUCGACCCGGAGCGCUACUACACCGGCGACGCCGAGACCGCAGGCGCCAAGAACUUCCUGGUCUUUGGCACCGGCCCGCACGUGUGCAUCGGGCAGCACUACGCCAUGAUGAAUCUCGUGCUGUUCAUCGGGAAGGCCUCGCUGCUCUUGGAUUGGACGCAUCAUGCCACGCCGUUGUCGGAGGAGAUUAAGGUCUUUGCGACGAUCUUUCCGAAGGUAUGUUUUCUCUUUCCUCUUUGCGUUUCUUUGCGGGGGUUGGGUGGGGGUUGAGGGCUGGGUGAUUGCUGAUUGCUGAUUGCUGAUUGCUGAUUGCUGAUUGCUGAUUGCUGAUUGCUGAUUGCUGAUGGAUGGGUUAGGAUGAUUGUCCGUUGACAUUUAAGGAGAGGGAGUGGUAGUGGUAGUGGUCGUGGUGAAGUUGGU